This is a messenger RNA of Lodderomyces theae, 840 nucleotides long. Its product is annotated as putative 3'-5' exonuclease. Lineage: Eukaryota; Fungi; Ascomycota; Pichiomycetes; Serinales; Debaryomycetaceae. The record is from RefSeq and is a predicted model, not a curated record. Gene Ontology annotation, cellular component: nucleus. Gene Ontology annotation, molecular function: nucleic acid binding; 3'-5' exonuclease activity. Gene Ontology annotation, biological process: ribosomal large subunit assembly; rRNA processing. Bases 1 to 840 code for a protein of 279 amino acids. The transcript has a single exon.
AUGGCUGGCUUGUCACUGAACUGGAAGCAACUCAGUUCCAAAAUAUCUAAGCCAAGCAGCAACAACAACAAUAACAACACUACACACUACAACAACAAGAAGAAGAAGUCCCACACGAAAGCCAAAGAGGACCACAUUCAAAAUUCCCUAAAGAAUGAUAAACACCUCCUUCAAUUGAAACACAAUCGAGUGAACAAAGAUGGGUUCAUCAAUGCCAGUCCCUUGGAAUUCACACUUUGGACCACGAUAGGAAACAACGAAAUCAAGAAGGAAAAUAUCCCCACGACUGACAACACCAUCAACAAAUCUGAAAAGGAUAGAAGGAAAGAGCUCGGGAAAAUUGUAGCGAUAGACUGUGAGUUUGUUGGCGCGGGGGAAGGACGAUUAUCACAUCUCGCUAGGGUUACAAUUGUUAACUUCUACGGUCAUGUGGUUUUGGAUCAGUACGUACAGCCCAGAUUGCGCGUUACUGAUUGGAGAACGUGGGUUUCAGGAAUUACACCCUGGCAUAUGCAAUUUGCGAUAAAGUUUGACGAUGCGAGAGCUAGAGUCGAGGAAAUACUCAAAGAUAGAGUAUUAGUCGGUCACGCUUUGGAGAACGAUCUUGAUAAAUUGUGUUUGACCCAUCCCAAGUCCUUAACGAGGGAUACGAGUACCUUCCCACCUUUUAGAGCAGUGUCUUCUGGAAGAACCCCUGGGUUGAAAAAAUUGGUUAAGCAGUUUUUAGAUUUGGAUAUACAGAAUGGAGUACACAACCCUAUUGAAGAUGCAAGAGCCACGAUGCUACUAUACCGCUUGCAGAAGAAUCAGAUUGAGGCAUUUGCAAAGCUGAUAAAAUAG